UCUCGCGGAGCGCCGCUUCCGAUUGGGCAAAAAGAGCCUCAGAAAAGGCAGCCAAUUGGCGACUGCUUCUGCUAGAGCUGAGCCAAUCAGAGGACGCACUUCCCCUAGUCCCGGCCGGCACGAAGUCAGGGUCUGCUAGGCGUGAGGGCCGCUGCCACGUCUGCGGCGGUUCGGGCCGGGCGGCUGCCGCGCAGCCAGCAGCUGACGGGCCAUGGUGGCCCCGCGGCGCUGAGGUGGGCGCUGGGUCCGGCGGCGGGGCGGGAUGGCGGCGUUGCGGGCCGCCUUGCUGGGCGCCCUGCUGGGCUGCGCGGCCGCGGCACUCAUCCCCGCGGCCGACGUGAAGGUGGAGGUGCUGCAGAAACCGUUCCUGUGCCACCGGCGGACCAAGUGGGGGGACAUGAUGCUGGUGCACUAUGAGGGCUUCCUGCAGAGCGACGGCUCCAUGUUCCACUCCACUCACAAACAUAACAAUGGCCAACCUAUGUGGUUUACACUUGGCAUAAGAGAAGCCAUCAAAGGCUGGGACAAAGGUUUGAAGGACAUGUGUGUGGGAGAGAAGCGGAAGCUAACUAUUCCACCAGCCCUUGCUUAUGGAAAAGAAGGGAAAGGAAAAAUUCCACCUGAGAGCACGCUGAUAUUCAAUAUUGACCUUUUAGAAAUUAGGAAUGGACCCAGGUCUCAUGAGUCAUUCCAAGAGAUGGAUCUUAAUGAUGACUGGAAGCUGUCCAAGCAAGAGGUGAAAAUUUACCUGAAGAAAGAAUUUGAGAAGCAUGGAGCAGUGGUAAAUGACACCCAGCAUGAUGCUUUGGUUGAAGACAUAUUUGAUAAAGAAGAUGAAGACAGUGAUGGGUUUAUAUCUGCAAGGGAAUUCACAUACAAGCAUGAUGAGCUGUAGAAAAGGGUGACAUAAUUUUUUUUGACACAAAUGGCAAUGACUUAGACUGUCUGGUUCUCUUGUCGUCUUGAUUCUGUGCUUUGGAGUUGACAGCUGCCAUUGGCGGACAAGAAACGACAAAAAAAAAACAAACCCACACUUUUUUUAUAUAAAAGAGAAUUUCUGUUCUUUAUGAAAAAAAUUAAACUAUUUGUAGUUUUGAAAUUGUACUUACUGCUGUGCAACAAAUACUUGCACAUUUUGUGUUUUUUAAUUGUGUAUUAACUUAUUUUUUCAGAAAUGAAACAAGAUUUCCAGUUAUCAAACCUCUUGAAAAUCAGUAUCCAGUACAGUGCCUUUCUGUGCUUUAUUUCUUGAGAUCCCAUUCAAUGACUUUUACAUACGACUUCUAGUCUGACUUAACUAUUUGACCUUCUUUCUUGUGUGUUGCUGCUUGGAAAGCAGUGUGCUUGCCUUGCUUGCUGCAGAUUUUGAACAGCUAUACUAGAAAGCAUCAACACCUUGUAGCACAGCUGGGAAACUGAUACAAAGAUGAAUAAGAAUGGCUGUCCUGUGCUGAUUCUGCUGUUCUUAAGGGAGAAUACCAAAAUAACUGUCUGCACCACUAAAGAAAAAAACAAAGUAGGAGUUAAAUGUCAGACUUUCUCAUUUUCAUAUUAGCAACAUUCUAGGAAAUAAUGUGCUAUUUUCCAAAUAGCAGUUCUGUUGCUCUGCAGAGGUCCUUCACUUCCUUACAUGUGUUGUUUUUGAAACUGAGAUUUUGCAUUUGCAAAGAGAUUACACCUUCUUCACCUCAGGUUUUGAGGGACAGGUAAAGAAAAAAUUUAGCAAAUAAAGUUGUUCUUUUCCAUUUUCAAAAAGGAAGGAGCAUGCUAGCAUGAAUGUCAGUAUGUCCUGAAGAACAUUUUGUUGCUUGCCAGCUUUGCUACUGCCUGAAUUGUAGAACUUGUCUUAUUUUUGUACCUUUGCUGUAUUUUCACAGGUAGCACAAAAGUUACCUGAGUCUUAAGUAAUAAAGUGACUUUUUAGAAAAAUAGAGACAUGAGGUAAAUGUUAUGCUGCUGCAUCUUUACGGGGUAGAGUUGAUGAGGAUUUCAACUCUGUCUUGUUUGAACCCCCUUUGGAGAGGAAGAAGCUUAGCCAUCAUCCCUGGCCCUGAAUGAGUGGAUGAGGUAUCUCUUGGAAGGAGUUAGCCUUUAUUCUGGCAACUCUAAAAUGGGUUUUUUGAACACAAUACUUGAAUUCAAAAAUAUUGCCUAAGACUAUGUAGGGACAUGAGGUAAACCAAGUUGUAUAAAAUCAAUAUUGCUGCACUGUGCCAAGUGGGGGUUCUGCAUUCAAGGUUAUCUAUUAACUUGAUGAAAAUUGUUUUCUCUGCAAUCUAGUGUUGCAUAUAAGUAUUAGAACAUGGCUUUAUUAGAGUUAAGCUGCUUAUGGACAUUAAGGAUUUCUGUACGGUGAUUCUGUUAAGUGAAGAUAUGCAGGGGUGGAGUUCUUGUGUUCCAGCAUCUUGUAUUUUAUUACCUGUGGCCUACAUGAUGUGGAGUUGUGGUCACGUAUUUUUGUUUAAAGAAUUUUUUCCCCUCCAUCAUGCCUGUCUAGUUUUCAUGAAUCUAUUUAUUCUUUGGUUCUAUGGCAAUCACAGUAAAGUGGUGUAAGAUGCUACUUCCAUUUGUUUUUAUGCUUGUUGCCUGUCCUGGUUCUUGUGAGGAAAUAAUGAAUGAGUCCUAAUUUGUCAUCUUACCAGUCAUGAGUUUAUGUAUAACUAUUUUUUUUCCAGAAAAUUCGUCUUGCCUGACAUUGUUUGUGUGCUGAGCACCUUGAUUUCUCCUACAGUCACCAGAGCGCUAGGCGCUUGGAAUUAAUUCAUCACAUUUAUAUGGUUUACGUUCUAUCAGCGUAGAUGCCUUAUCAAUUAGAGAUGCCUGUCUUUCUAUAUUAACUACAUGGGGAAUCUAGACAAUUCCUGCAUCCAAGGCCAGGGACAUCUAGUGGGUUACAAAGAUGACCCUUAAGGCAAUACUCCCUAAGAUUCAGGAACUGGUUGGUACCAACCAACCAAAUGGAAAAUACUGUGUAUGCUGCUGGGAAGAGUAAAAUUGAGACUUGGAUUGAGUAUGUGAGGCUUUUAGAUCGUCUGCAGAGUUUAGCAUGCUCACUGAACGUCUGGCUGAGAGAUUAAAGCAUAAAAGCAUGAAAUAAAACUUGACCCUGAUUACUGGCCAAAUACUUAAAAUUUGAGUUUUUUUUUUUUAAUGGAUGCCAGUCUACCUCUUCAGUGAAGACCAGAUGUUUUGCUUGUGUUCGGUAGGAGUUAGGAGUCAGUGAAUACUGUGAAAUAUACAUUAUCUUCUAUUUGGGUUUUGAAGUUAUUUUUAUGAAAUACUUUUUAAGUAAACGUGUAAUAUAGGCAAUUAAUGCCAGCAGUGUAUUAAAGCUGCAAGACCAAGAUGACUUAUUUGGUGUGCUAUAUAUAGACUUAUGUGCAGUGAAUGGGUUUUAAUGCUUUUCUUGAUGGCAUGUUACAUUUCUGCAAUGAAACUUAAAAAUGUUUCAAAAGUGCAGAGUCAGCAGCAGAUCUCAGGAGCCGCUGCAACUUCAUUACCAUUUGCUAUCAUUCAAGUCCUUCUGUGAAAAUGAAAAGGUUUCUUAGGAAAUGACUCUGCCUGUCUUACCCUCAGCUGCGUCUGGUUGUUAAUCCCUGGGGUGUGCUGCUGCAGUGUCAGCUAGAGCCAGCUAGCUACCUACAGGAGAGCAGAGAUGAGCAGCUGCUCCUCCUCUGAGGGGAGAAGGAAUAUUGGAACUUCAGUGGCACUCAGCAGCUGGCUUCCGUGUGAAAUGCAAGCUCUAUUUCCAUGAAGAAACAAACCUUUGCUUCUUGUCUGUAAGAUGCAGCACUUGAAUAAGUGGAGAUGGCUCAGCAGUGUUGUGAGCGUAUACUGAGUUGUUCAUCCUGCAGCUUGUAGCCAUCUUCCCACAUUUCUUGUUUUGUGGUUACAGAGGAAAACACUUUUAAUACAGCAGUCUGUCAUUCAGAGCUAUGACCUAUCAAUUACAAUUGGAGUUGCUUUUUUUGUGUACUUCAGAGCUCAUUUUACUUAAAAAUCCAUGAUAAGCAAUGCAGUGACACAAGAAGGCUUUUGGCAAAGCUUCAGGAGUGGUGUUUACAGUCUUAAGUGUUUUCUGAAGCUUUGUUUUCUGGGAUCAACUGACAAAGCAAACAGUUUUGAAGCUAAAGGAAAUUGCUUUAUUGGAUCUCAAAUCUUUGCUUUUUUAAUAUCUUAUGUCUUUGUGCUGUCAACAGCAUUUCUGGUAUUGAGGUGUUUUUGUUUAUGAUGGGGUCAUAAGACUGCAGUGUGAAGUACGUAUUGAACUGCUAUCAUAAUUUAUUGUUCACAAUAUUUAGAACUAAAGUGAUCCAUGGCAUGUUUGAGUAAUUCUGCGUAAAAAUAGGUGGUACAGGUCAGCUGUUAAAGUACAAGUGUCAUAUGUGCUUUCCAGACCACAUAGUCUCUGCUGCUGGAUAUGGGAGAGUCCACCCCUUGGUCCAGAAAUCUCAGAUUGAAGUGGCAGGUGAGUAUCAGCAGGGUGGAGAAAGCUCAAUGCUUUGGGACGUUUCUGGGAAAAGGAGUGAAGCUAGAGCAAGUGUGGUAAGACAGUGGAAGUAUGCAGAGCAAUUUUAGAAAUGCUGAAGGCUUUGUUUCCUCAAUCCUUUGGCAUCUGAUUCCUUGGCAGAAAACUCUGGCAGCCACUGCUGCAGGUAUUGCAAAUUGUAAGGAGUUUUUUUGAUCUGUCUUGGGUUAGAAAUCACUGCUUCAGCCAAUUUCUUUGUGGGUUCUAACAACAGUUUAAUUCACACUUUCAAGGUUCAUUAAAGAAUAUUCAGAAUAGUUAUUCUGGGUUUAAUGUUAUCUUAGAAGUACCUCAGCCUCACUGUAAAGCUUUUGGAGGAAAAAAAAAAAACAACCAUGAAAUAAACCCAAAACAGAGCCUACUUAUUUUCAUAUAAUCCUGGAUAAUUCUAGCUUUUCCUGAAAGCCAAUCAUAAUGCUUACAUUCUAUGCCCUACUUUUCUUCUGGUGUGCAGGAAAAACAACUGUGACAUAAUGAUCUUUCUUUAACUAUCCUGCUUCUGUUUUUAUAUUUGUGCUUGAUUAUGUCAACAGUUUUACUCAAGAAAGGUAACUGAGAAGCUCAGUAAGAAGCUGCAGGGACAGGGACACCCAUCCUUAGCUUUCCCAACCUGCAGGGAGUUCAGAUGGAAAACACCUCUUUCAUUGCAUUUUUUUCAUUCCCAGAGCUUCAGUUCCAAAAGUAGGCUGGUUUAGCUUUUACCUGAUUUGGAAGCCUUGGGGUAUUUUCUACUAUCCUGAAUGAUAUUUUUAUAAAAAGGAGGAGCUUAGUUUAGCUGAGAAAUUUGCUCCUAAUAUAUGAUAAUUUGAAACUUCAGCAUGUCAGGCAAAUUAUUUGUGCAAGGUUUAUGAAUACCCUGUUCUUGAGGGAGGGUGAGAGUUUGUCCAGAAGGACGCAUCCUCUACUAGAGAAACACCAAAAGCUCUGAAGGCUUACUUUAAAAUCUUAUUGGCUUGUUACUUAGGAAAUAAAAUCCUCUUCGUAAUGUCGUUAGUAACACAUAAUGUAUGUGGGAGGGAUUCUUAGCGUAUGUGCUGUGUAUUCCUGGGAUCUUUCUUUGUCUAAUUUCCUGCGUUGGGUCUACAAGGGCUGGACUGAGCCAUAAGUGGAAACCAGGUUAAAUGGUUGUUCUGGAGCUUUUGCACAUGUAUGCAGGUUUGUUGUGGGGGUGGCUGGUUUGUUUUCUUUUAACUACUCUGUAUCUUGACUGGGUAAACAGUGAACAUAGACACUUCUUAAAAUGUUAGGAUUUAUUUGACUGCUGAAAUCUGGUGUAGCCAACUCUUCAGAGCUCCUCAAAUCUCAUUUAUGCUUUCCUCUAAUUUAAAAAUUAUGAGUCUCGUGCUACCAUUAAGAGCUGCUCUUUGUAUUAGGUACAAUGGUUCUAAUUUCUAGUUUGUGUUGUGACCUGCUUAAGGAGAUUAAAUGACGCAGGAUAAUUGAUUUUUCAUGUGAGACUCGGACUGACAGCAUUAAAUCAAUUCUGUCCUCUUACAUUUUGUUGCCAUUGAAAUUUCUUUAAAGCAGCUGAUGUUUCUUCUCUCCCUGAGUAAUAAACUAGGUAAUGCCCUUUUCUUUAGCACAUCUGGCUUGCUGCCACUCUGGAAGUAAAUAGAACAGCUUAGCUCUGGUCUCUCUAAUCUGCUGGCCUAUGCUUUUAGAGAACAGGUUUUCAUUCCAUAAAUGCAAAGCAAAAGGUUAUUAGUGACUCUGUGUCCAACUCUGGGUAUAGAAUCCAUAUAGUUAUAUCUAACAGACUUGCAGUAGCUUAAAGAAAAUCCUGAUCUUCUGGAUUACUCUUAGCAGCUCUGAUGAAAAUACUUUUUUAUGCUCCUUCCUUUUAACAGAAGGAUGCAAAUGCAAAUUGUUACCAUAUUCCAGCCCUUAGAAGAUCACAUGCCAUCUUGUCUUCAUUGCUAUUGUCACUAGUAAUAGUUGGGUUAAAACCUGGGAAACAGAAACAGCCAGUGUUAAUUAAUUUGGUAGCAAGACCUGCUAUAGCAGGACUUUACAGCCUCAAGCUGCCAUUCACACAGUAGUGGGGCAGUGCAAAGGCAGCCCUAACCUCUGCACUUUGCCUUUCCAGUAGGAAGCUGUGGGAGGGCAGCACAGAGUCAAUAAUGUCUCUGGAUAACUAACUGAAGUGCUGUCAGCCAGGUCCUGCUGCUGCUGUAGGAUAAAGCUAAGCACAAGACUGGGGAAAAUACCAGAGCCCUGGCAACGGAGGAAAAUAGAAAACAGAAAGCAGGCUUGUUGUACCAUCCCCUUUUUCUUGGCUGAUAACCACAGCCCCUAUAAGGAAGUUUAAGAACUUUUGGGUAAUUGAUUGCUGACAUUUCUUUAUUAAAAUAAGAACAUCAUAGCAUGCAACCAGUGUGAAAUAGUGCACAGUUCAAAUUCUGCUAUGUUCUUCACCACCUGUUCUCUACUGUUUUCCAGUCAUACAUUGUAGAUGAGACCUGUGGGCUCUUUUACAAGAGAGAAAUACUGACUUGGGAGUAUUUGUCCAAGAUGUAAGCCUCCUGAAAAACAGAAUAAUAAAAAAGGCUGCAGAAACACAUGCCUAGACGGGACGUGCCACUGUUCACAGUCCCAGUAUAUGAUGUGCAUGAGAUGGUGAAAAGUGGUUGCUGACACACGUUUAACUUGUAAGUAUACUCAGCAGACCUGUUGCUGUGGUAACUAUUCAGAAGACUAACCUCCUCCGAAUGAGUGCUGUUUGCAUUGCACCAGAUGGCUGAUGCAUCACGUAGUGGCAUUUUCUGUCCCUUUCAUUACUGUUCAAUCUCUUCUGUAAGUGCUGUGAUUUAAUUUGCAGCAAUUUACGCACAAAUUAUUCAGAUAUGUGACACGCUAAUACACGAUAUAAAGCUGCUUGGGUGGAUGCAACCAAAAAUCUAUGCUUGAAUUUUGAUACUAUUUCAAUAGGGGUAACUAUAGGGCACGUGGUUACCAUAGCAUAUUUGUUGUAGAGGGAAGUGAGACCACUUUUUCAAUUUAUUGCUCUGCUACAAGCAUUUCAGCACAGGCAGCAUAUUCACAAUGAGAAUAUAUAUGAAGACUAAGGAUAAUUUCAUUAAAAAUUCUGUAUUUGUAUUUUCUGAUUUUGUUACAGUUUUUUGUUUGGUUUUUGUUUUUAUAAUUGGCUUAUUUUCUCAGAAUGACAGAUUUACUUCUUCCACCUACCUCGACUAUUUUUGUGAGCUAUUGCUAAGAGUUUUAACCUAAUUGUUAUAGAUGCUGUUAUAACUCACCUAUAAAGUCUGUAGGCCUAGAAUUUUUCUAAGUCAAUAAUAAUAAAUGUCUCAUGAUAACUUUA
Messenger RNA from Numida meleagris (helmeted guineafowl), 7847 nucleotides. It is a transcript of the gene FKBP14, whose product is annotated as FK506 binding protein 14. Bases 263 to 895 code for a protein of 210 amino acids. The transcript is spliced from 4 exons. The record is from RefSeq and is a predicted model, not a curated record. Gene Ontology annotation, molecular function: calcium ion binding; peptidyl-prolyl cis-trans isomerase activity. Lineage: Eukaryota; Metazoa; Chordata; Aves; Galliformes; Numididae.